AUGCCUCAAAAACCUGUACUAUCACAUCGCAAGCCUCUAAAAUAUAAGGGCUGUGCUGCUGUCAUCAAAAAGACAUCAAGUUGUGAGUUGAGACCUUGUGAGCGCGCAUUUGCGGUUGACGCGUGCAUUGUUGGCGGUGCAACUCAAGAUGCAGUGGCAGCUUACUUCCCCAACGCUGGCGGCCAAAUCACUAUACAGAAGGUUGUGAGUACAAUCAUGAAGCGCGCAAAGGAGGAGAAUCUUCCUAUCACAUUGCCCAGUUUUUACAAGGACCUACCGCGCAGCGGUCGGCCAGAGCUUCUCACUGCACGCCAGAAGCGUGCUAUCAUCAAGAUUAUCACCCAAGACCGUGCCCAUUGCGAAAAGGAACCUUUCCAGGCUAUUGCAGAUGGAAAUUUCAAGGACAUUGUGCCUCAGAUGAGCAUCAGUACCUUUGAAAACAUCUUGUAUAAGGCUUGCUUCAGCAGAAAGAAGCCGGGAUGGAAGCCACCUUUGACUGCCAAGGAAGAGCAAGAACAUUACCAAUGGGCACUUGACCAUAACCCAGACCUUCACCACAUUGGUGAUGGCCAGGGCUUCAAUUUUGCACUAUUGCUUAUACUGAUGAGACUCCUGCUUGCAUUGGUGAGCAGCGUGGCAUGCAGCGCACGUGGACCAGGGAUGGAGAAGAUUAUGAUGAAGGAGUUAAGAAAGAUCGGAUUCUCAAGUCCUUGCAUUCUAUAUGAACAUGAGACUAAGGCAGAGAAACAAGCUGCUAAACAGGCGCUUGAGAAGGAAAAUGAAGAGCGGAAAAAAGUGGCUAUGAAGGAACACAAGCAGAAGUGUUCUGCACUAAAGAUCUUGAAGCCAUCCCAACUCAACAAGGUACAAAAAGAGGAGCAUGCAGCAGCACUCCAAUUGCAUAAGCAUGCUUCUACCAACAAAAGAUAA
Molecule: messenger RNA, 930 nt
Organism: Macroventuria anomochaeta
Lineage: Eukaryota; Fungi; Ascomycota; Dothideomycetes; Pleosporales; Didymellaceae
Exons: 2
Coding region: 1-930 (309 amino acids)
Source: RefSeq, a predicted model, not a curated record